Molecule: messenger RNA, 2553 nt
Organism: Desarmillaria tabescens
Lineage: Eukaryota; Fungi; Basidiomycota; Agaricomycetes; Agaricales; Physalacriaceae
Exons: 4
Coding region: 461-2191 (576 amino acids)
Molecular function (GO): protein binding
Source: RefSeq, a predicted model, not a curated record
GUAAGAUUCCAUUUCUUCUGUAUAUAUGCGUCUCAAUGACCGAAUCUCUUCGACAGACAUCCUAGAGACAUGGAAUGGCUUACCAGGAGUGUUCUCCUCCCCCUGCUUUCCAGAUUCCUCCCCACUGAUGUCGCUCCCAAAUUCCCAGGUAUACUUCUAGUUCUUUCGUAGCAACGUGUUCGUUGACUUCUUUGAUGUCAUUUUAGAGGAACCGGAGGUGUGAAACUCCCAACUUGAAGAUCUUUGCAAAGCAACGGCAUACGACUGCAUGGCUGGUCUACGUCCCUCGAAUAUUUGUCUUUCCGACACACACACUUCUUGGGAAACCGUCCGCACCUUUACCUAUGCAAGGAAAUCCGAGUCGCACACCGCAGCAGUAGGCCGGCAAAUGCCGGUCUACUAUUGGCGGAGUCCGAACGAACCGGGAUCCCGAAAUCGUCCUUGACCGGUUACCACGACAAUGGAUCCGCGCUGGGAUCGCGGUGGCGAGCAUUAUUUCCUAGAGUCUCUUUACGAGUACGUUGACAUACACCAAGCGGACCCACGAGUUGUCGUGGUCGACUCUGCAGAUCCACCUCCUCGGAAUAUCAAGCCUUUUAAGCUUCUUUCCACCCUUCCAAACGAACUUUUUCUGCAUAUCUUUUCGUUUCUCCCCACGAAGGAUCUGAGCCACGUCGUCCGAACUUGUCGCCAUUUUCGCGAUCUUGCACAGAAGGAGCUGUACAGAAACCUCAUCUUCCGGUCCUUCAACCCUCAUGUCAUUCUUAACGCCGGGAUCUGGUCCAAACCUGCGUGGAAUAAUGUCCCCCACCGACUCACUGCAUCAGCCAACAGUGCUUUAUUGCUCCCUCAGAUUCUCGAACUUGUUCCGCGUCUCACCCAGCUACGAGAGCUUGUAUUCCAAGGCAUUGAUUUCAUACACUCCAACAAUACCGACGUUUACUCCAUUUUCGACAAUGUCCUCAAUUUGCAGAGCCUGUCGUUCAUGAAGUGUCACCUACCGCGGUGUCAGACGGCCACCUUUUCGCAUCUGGCGCUUACGCAGCUAGACAUGCUGUUUAUUACGUGGGACCAAGAGCAGCCGGCACACCCGCAGAUUCCCCAUGGGCACCAUUUUAUGCCAGUGUUAGGGCCGACACAGCAACCGCAUGUGCAUGCACAUACUCACGGAAACAUAUUCCACAAUCCUUUCAACAUCCAGAAUCCGUUCGCUGCACUGAAUCCACCACAACACCAUCACCCACUGAACCACCAGCAGAUGAUGAACAUGCUUAUCUACGGCGGCCCUCCUCACGGCCCUCCCAUACCCCCGCCGCCACCGCCACCACAAGGCGACCGCCUCGGCGCGCUCAAACUCCUCGCGGUUCCGACCAUUACUAUCCUCCGUGUGGACUGGUCAGCCGAGAAUAUUGCGUACGUAUCCCAGCACACCAACUUCCUCACCAACCAGAGCCGACUACACACCCUUGAGCUAAGAUGCCUCGACGAUUCCCGCGGACCCUUACAUUUCCAGCAACUACUUGCUAAAGGCGUACGGCGCCUUGUGUUCAUGCCUGAUGCGAGGGUGCGGAGCCUUCGUGGAGCGGACCUAUCCGGGCUGAGGCUCUAUCGUGGCCCUUCUGAUAUGCUUCCGGUCGUCAUGGGCGGGAGGGCAGUAACCCCUACAGGUUCGCACAUGUCGGCGGUAUCGCUUUGGCCCCCGCAGGCAUACCCAUCUGGUGCAAUGUCGCUCCAACAGAAAGUCGUCCCCGUUGUAUCGGGCGUCAAGCAUGUCAUACUCACGACGGCUUUGGAUGCGGCGAAGCUUGCGCCAAUGUUGGGUAUGUUUGCUGGUGCGGAGCAGUUCGAGUCUUUUGAGCUCAGGUUGACGAAAUGGGAUCUGGAGGCUCUACAUGCUGCUGUGUAUGCUUUCCCGAAUGUGAAAGAUCUGAGGAUUAAGUGGACUGGCGGCGAAGGGAUAGAUGAGACGACCCUCGUUUCGUUUUCGCCUCUAUUCUUACAGAGACUGCGAAACCUACAGGUGCUGCACUUGUACGACACGUCUAUAAAGGAGCAUGUUGGUGAUGAUGGUUUCGAGUUGAUCGGUCCCGCGAAACGAUUAGCGGGACUGGUUGAGGUCAGAUUACAGCCAGGAGCGGUUUGGAAGAGAGCGGGAGAUGAAUGGACUCUGAGGAAGGACUUUGUUGAAUAGUUGUGUUUAUAGUGAUCGAUGAUAUAGUGUGCAUAUUUUGUAUUUAUCGUGGUAAUACACACUGAGAAUUCUCUUAAUUGAUGUGUACACCGGGUAGUAGCUGCAGUACAGGAGCGAGGAUUCAUGGGAUCAUUUAUCUCAUGUGCAACCGGGCCUGCAUAUAGCCCCACAGUAAUUCAUACAUCAAUCAAAACAAUACAGUUGUACUAUUCACCAAUAAAAGCAAAGGUGGGGAAUGUGCGAAAAGGACAUGGAAGGGAAGGGGGAGAGGAUCCUUGAUUCUACCGAAGUGUUUGACUAGUCACUUUACAGCUCCGAGGCAGGCAGAGCGUCAUAUAUGGGACAAAGUUUUUCCCACUCAG